Cooperia oncophora is the source of this 327-nucleotide messenger RNA. The record is from the annotation of a GenBank genome assembly. Lineage: Eukaryota; Metazoa; Nematoda; Chromadorea; Rhabditida; Trichostrongylidae.
AUGCAUUCAUUCCACAUGCGCACCAUAUUACUGCUGGGCUGUCUCUUUAUCGAGAUUUUAGCCAAUGAGUCGGACGUGUCUAAAGAGUUCGAUGAACUUGACGAGUUUUCGGCUGUCCCAAACUCAACAUUAUCUCCCGAACAAACAUGUGGGUUGUGUCAGACGGCGCUUCGCACUGUAUUUGGUCACUUUGGAGCGAACAUACCUAGUCGCAGGAAGCUCUAUCGCCGACGAUGUCUUCUAUUGAUGAAGCAGCACUACAACAUGAUCUUCCUUGAGAUGACAGACGGUUCAUUCAGUCCUAUGCAAGCAUGUUUGAUCAUGAAG